GCUGCGGGGGGUGCGGGUUCCUGUUGUCGGUUGCUGUCGCGCCGGUUCUCGCGCUGUGAUUUCUCGGGCGGUUUCGAGGAUUUGCUGGAUGGAGGGGAUCGACUGGGGUUUGGUAGGGUCUUGAGACUAGCAUGCGCUUGAGGGACUAGAAUCUGCUGGGCGUAAUGGGGAUUUCGGGAGUUCCGUGGCUGCUCCUUCUGCCGAUCCGAAAAUAGAGGGAUCUUGCCGUCGAUUUGCUAGAUUAGAAGAUCCUUAGGUGCCCCGUUUGUGUCUAUGGAGUGUCGUAACUCGAUUUACUUUGUUCGAUUGGGCCGUCCUCCUGCACCGAUGCACGCUCCUGCUGUUGCUUUUGAUGCAAAUGAGAUAAUAGGAGGAUUGUGUAAAGUUUGUGUGUUUAAAACUGGAUCGAGAUAUUCUUGGCUCCGAGGGGUCGAAAUGGGAGCAUACUGAUGCUGGAUUGGUCAUACUUCGUGGCGUGUUUUUCGUUUGUGCAACUGAAACUAAACCAUGUCUCGACUGUCCACAGAACUGAUCUGUGGGAUUGGCAAGAGAAGGAGCAUGGCGAACCUAGUGAUGGAAAUCAUGACGUUGCUAAGUUCGUGUGGGAUUGCCUCAACCGAGAUGAUGAUGAUGAUGAGCUACUUGGAUUACUGGGAAAUCAAACUCCUCUGCGGGACUGCCGGGCCUUCUUUGAUAUUGGGGAUAUCACUUGCAAGGAGACACUAGACCUGGAGGAGUCUCGGGAAUCAAAGCGGCGACGCGUUUUGGAGUACCCUUCUGAGGUUAAUCAGCCAGAAGUUGGUGAUCAUGAAAUGUGUUCUAAUUUUGUCACAUCUGAGGUAGCAGAGACUUCAUUGCUUUGCACUGAUGAACCACAGACUUUAAACUGGAAUAUGCAGAUCAAUUCAGAUGAUUUAGAUAAGUUCAGUUCCUUGUCUAAUGGAGCAUCCUACGAGCCAUCAGAUAAUCAAUUGGAUAAUUACUCUGAAGGAGCUACUAUCUACUACACGCCUGAUCAAAUGCCUUCUAGCCAGGAGAGCAUUACAUACAUUGGUUGUCAAACCGAUGUGCCAGGAACAAGUGAGAUUGCUCCGGUGACAGAAAGUCUCAUAAUGCAUGAGACUAGGAAACUUUCUACACUCAAAGUAUCUAAAGGAGGAAGCUCGAUGAUCAAGGCGAAGCAAAAUGUAACUACAUCUAUAGCAUACCCUUUUACCCUUAUCAAACCAUCUUGGGAAGAAGGAGAUGUCACUCUCAAGGAUAUAAAUCAGCGCAUCCAUGCUCCUCCAAAGAAGCCUCCAGAAAUCCUGGAAACUUCAGCUUUCUCUGGGAAGCCGGUCAUUGGCAAGACAAGAAUCAGAACAGAAGGUGGGAAAGGCAGCAUCACAAUACUAAGAACCAAGGGCUGAGAAUUAUUACAGCUUAUUUAACAGCCAUUCCCUUGAUUGCUUUCAAGAAUUUGGUCUUCUUGUGCAGGCCUCUAUAGCAUUUCGAUUUUUCUUGGUCACAAUUUUUGUGCCAUGUGUUCAGAGUUACUGUGGAUGGCCAACUCUUUGUUCAAAGAUUCAGCAUUCAUCUGUGGUAUAUUUUAGUGGCAUGCGGCUAAUGAUAUAUAUAUGGACAUUUGAGUUAA
Molecule: messenger RNA, 1633 nt
Organism: Aegilops tauschii subsp. strangulata
Lineage: Eukaryota; Viridiplantae; Streptophyta; Magnoliopsida; Poales; Poaceae
Product: protein XRI1
Biological process (GO): male meiotic nuclear division; female meiotic nuclear division
Source: RefSeq, a predicted model, not a curated record